CCUGUCGCGACUUCCCUCUUCAAGCGAUUGGAUAUGCCUUCCUCUCGCUCACGUGCUUCUUGUUUAGAAGUGAACAAACAUGGCUGCGUCCACGAGUGAAGUGCAGAUGGUUCCUGUCAAGAAGCCCGCUGUCCGGGGCCCACGCCGGGUAGCCAAUCAAAUUCCAGAUGACAUCCUCCAAGACCCUGAGCUACAGGAAGCAGUUAAGGUCCUUCCACCAAAUUACAAUUUUGAGAUCCACAAGACUGUUUGGAGAGUGAGACAGGCAAAAGCAAAGAGAGUUGCUCUGCAGCUUCCAGAGGGCCUGCAGAUGUUUGCCUGCACCAUCGCUGACAUAAUUGAGAGAUUCACUGAGGCGGACACCAUCAUUAUGGGGGACGUGACCUACGGGGCCUGCUGCGUGGACGACUUCACUGCUCGUGCCCUGGGAGCCGAUUUCAUGGUUCACUAUGGCCACAGUUGUCUCAUCCCCAUAGAUUCCACUGCAGGGAUUAAGAUGCUGUAUGUGUUCGUGGAUAUCCAGAUGGACAAUGCACACUUCUUGGACACAGUGAAGUUCAACUUCAAUCCAGGACAAUCUUUGGCGCUUGUCAGCACUAUUCAGUUUGUGGCAGCAUUGCAGGCUGUGAGUGCAGCCCUGAGGCCAGAGUAUGAUGUGCUUGUCCCCCAGUGUCGGCCUCUGUCACCAGGAGAAAUUUUAGGCUGCACCUCUCCUCGCUUGGAUCGCCACAUCGAUGCCAUAAUUUAUCUUGGAGAUGGAAGAUUUCACUUGGAGUCAAUAAUGAUUGCAAACCCAGACAUCCCUGCCUACAGAUAUGACCCCUACAGUAAGGUGUUCUCCAGGGAGUACUAUGAUCACAAGGCCAUGCGUGAUUUGAGGCUGCAGGCUAUUGACAAGGCUCGACUGGCCCAGAGAUGGGGUCUGAUCUUGGGCACACUAGGCCGACAGGGUAGUCCCAAAGUCCUAGAGCAUCUAGAAUCAAGGCUUCAAUCUCUGGGCAAGUCCUUCACUCGUGUGCUGCUCUCUGAGAUCUUUCCCAGCAAGCUGGACCUGAUUCCAGAUGUAGAUGCGUGGGUCCAGAUCGCCUGCCCACGCCUCUCCAUCGACUGGGGAACAGCCUUCUCCAAACCCCUGCUUUCUCCGUACGAGGCAGCUGUUGCUCUGCAGGAAAUAGGCUGGAAGGAAGUGUAUCCCAUGGACUUCUAUUCCAAUCAGAGCUUGGGGCCAUGGGGGCCAAACCACCCUGAAAAUCAACCGGCACGGCCCACACGAAGACAGACCCAGAAGCAAGGCACCGAGCCAGCCCUUCCUUCCAAGACGUGCGAGCAGAAUCAGGACGCCCUCUGUGGAUGUCAAAGGGAAUGACACUUCGUGACCACUGCUGCCUUCUAUUCAUCUCAUGCCUCCCUUUACACAGAGAAGGAGGUCAGAGAGGAGAUGUGGAGUGGAGGGAGAGUGUGGGGGUGCCUGUCCAGACUUACCAAAAACAAGCAAGUCUAAAAGCCAAAAGAGUUUUUGCCCCCAUUAGUAGGAUUAGCAGCUAGAUUUAAUCCCUAAUCACAGCCCAGCAGAUAAAACAAACUGUAAGCAAUUUUUUUUUCAUAUUUUGUUUGUUUUUUAAAAAAAGAUGCAAAUGCAUGCUCGUUCGGGUUUUAUUUCUCAUAAUGGAGUUGUCUUUGCUCUAAAUCUACAUGCGCAGGUGAAAUGCACAGAGCCUUUCUUUAUUUGCUUUUAUGACGGUGUGGAAAAAGGCUCGAGCUGACCUUGAGCAUAUUGUAUGGAAUAAAGUCUGUUAACGUGGGCGUCUUUAGUCAAACGCAGCCCAUUUGUCAGAAAGCACUGUAAUUUGUCUGACAUUUUUCCUCACAAUACGUUCCCGAGCCACUCAGACAUUUUGUGGGAGGCACUUCUGUUGAUGAACAGUGUAAAUAUCAAAGAUCCAAAGUUGUCUGUUUUUCUGCCUAGCCUAGUCCAAUUCUAAGACAAUAAAUCAGAAAUGGAACCGUGUUCAGUUUGUUUUUUGAAUGCAGAGAGCAGUGUGCCUGUUUAUGAAGCUGAGAGCUGUGAGUUCCUAGAUGUGAGCAGAGCUAGUCACGACUGCUCUCCAUCCUCAUUAUUUAUUGAUGUUGGAGCCUGUCGAUAAAUAAAUAAAAAACACUAUAUUGCUGUUUUUGCUGCAGCAAUAACUGAUUGACAGUAGCCGGCUGUGGCCCCAGAGGAAAUGAAGAACUUGUGAAACUUCCCUACAUGACCAAAUACUGUCUCAGGUGUGCAGAUCUGUGUUUUGGGGUUUAUUCGCCUACAACCACGAUCAGGCUUCUCUUGUCAUAUUCAUGAUCAUUUCUCCUUGACAACAAAAGUCAGAGUGAUGCAGUUCUGCCUGUUAUCAAUAUUUCUCAUGAUGCACGUCCAACUAGUGGCGGAUUUUUUAAAGUGCUUUGUACUCACCACCCUAGACUGCGUGAUCCUCAGUGGAAGGGUCAGGAAUAUAUUAUUGACCAGUAGAGUGCUCUCUCUCUUAGCUGAUGUUUUAUUUAUUUUUUAGCAUAUUCUGUCAGGAAAAAGGAGAGAGGGGUUUUAUGAAUCCUCUUUUCUCCCAAUCUAAAAUGUACGGCUUUUAAUCUGAAGUUGGAAGACAUUUCAAUAAAAUAUAAAUUAUUUUCCAGCUUUAA
Molecule: messenger RNA, 2673 nt
Organism: Fundulus heteroclitus (mummichog)
Lineage: Eukaryota; Metazoa; Chordata; Actinopteri; Cyprinodontiformes; Fundulidae
Gene: dph1
Product: diphthamide biosynthesis 1
Exons: 12
Coding region: 80-1366 (428 amino acids)
Biological process (GO): protein histidyl modification to diphthamide
Molecular function (GO): 2-(3-amino-3-carboxypropyl)histidine synthase activity
Source: RefSeq, a predicted model, not a curated record